Molecule: messenger RNA, 1262 nt
Organism: Penaeus vannamei (Pacific white shrimp)
Lineage: Eukaryota; Metazoa; Arthropoda; Malacostraca; Decapoda; Penaeidae
Source: RefSeq, a predicted model, not a curated record
CAGGAGGGCCAUAAUCGAAAACAUUUUUCGAUUGAUGUAGAAGACAUGGACGAUGUCGAGGCAACGGUUUCAAGGAAAUUUAGAAAUGGACAUCGUCUCGCCGAGGAAUAUCUGAAGAAGAGAGAUUCAUCUUCUGAUGACGAGGAAUUAAGAGCUUUUGCCAAACAAUCCAAUAACCAAUACCGAGUCACUUUCCAAGACGAUGACGAAGAGUUUGAAGGUGGACACAUGUUCAACAAGGAGACAAAGAUGACAAAUGACAGCAGUAAGGAUUUCAAGUAUAACAUUCCAAGCCUUUCUAUGGAAACCAGGGUUUUGCACAUAGAGAGGAGAGGUGUGUUUGCUGAAGACUAUUGCUUCGCAAAUGUCCGUAACAGCUUCAGCCAGGCUGUGAGAGAAGUGCUGGAAAAGGCCAGUGAAUGGACCUGUCGAAGCGACGCCAUGCACAACUACAGACGUCUGCGUCAACGCAACCUCAAGUUGGAAAAUCAGGCUGUUGGCAUCUUGGACGAUCAGGACUCGCACAAGAUCGUGAUGGACGUGUUUGACUUCAUGAAGGGCGACGUGACAGUGCAGUUGGUGAAGGGCAAGGAGCUGCUGGUGGAGGGUCAAGCAGAGAGGCAGGACGGAGGCAGAGUGUCCCGAGUGAGCUUCGUGCGUCGCUUCGCCUUGCCUGAGCUCGUCGAGCGAGACGCCAUCAGCUGCGUGUUGUCCUCGGACGGAAUCCUGACGAUCACCUGCAGGAAGAGAGCAAGCGGCUACAGCGCAAGGGGAUUUUGCAGCGAGAGGAAGCCCCACGUGGACACAGCUGGCGGGUGGGAGGACAAGGAUGCGAAGGACUCCCUCGCGGAUUGGGAAGGAGCCAGUUCUCGGGCCUUCAGCACCGGCUCUCGCUCCCGCUACCAUCGCUCCUAUGCGAAGCAAUAUUAGUAAUUUCAGAUUUCUACUUAAAUUUAAAAAUGCAUAUUUUCAAACAAUACAGUUUUUAUACUCAAUAGUUGAAUAUUUUUGUGAUGUUAACUAUAUACAGCCUUUAUAUGUUGUUUCUAUAAAUGUUACGUCUAUCAGUUUAGAUACAUUAUGCUUAUAGAGAAGCACUGUUUUGUAUCACAUUCCUUCUUGUAAAUGCUUUAAUAUAUGGAAAAAAUAUAUAUUUCUUAUUGUUUAAUCGCUCUCUUUUGUAAAGACAAUCUCUUUCAAGAAAAGCUUUAUCUUAACACUGUAAAAAUAAGUUUCGUAUUAAAGGAAAGAGCAUAAGUAAU